UCCCCCUUCCUCCUCCUCCUCCUCCCAUCCACCAAACCUCCGCGAAAGGGUGUGCGUUUUGAAGGUUGUAUGAAGCAGAACACCACUACAGACAGGACUAAUCGCCACUUGGUUUGACAUCCCAGGACAAGCCGCUGAAGCCAGGGCGGAGCACAGCCCAAGUAUUCCCCCAUCAUCCCUCUGAGCUGAGAUUCCGACCAAGGUCUUGUCUUUUGGGGAGCACAGUAGAAAUGCCGCAUACGCGGACAUUAAUGUCAAAAAGUUUAAUUACAUAGGGUACGCGGCAAAAUGCAGUGUGGCAGCUGUGUGCCUUCUCUUCAAGGUCAGUAUCUGAGCACCGCCGCCUCACGGGCGAGUUUCCUGGGCAGCCGGAGGGAAGAAGAUGCGUGGAGGGGAUGCCGCUGUGUCUCGCUUGCCUCCAGCAUCAACAAUGACAUCUUUCACCGAAAAGGACAUUGAUAGUCACUGACACAGAAACGGACAAGCUUGUGAAACACCGCUGUAAAAAAACGAACAGGAUAGGUUUGCUUUUUACAGUAUUGUCUGUGCUGCUGUGAAAAGGAACUCUUUACAGCAUCUUACAGCAACAUUUCCUGGUUGCUUUCAACGGCCUGUGUCGGUGUGACUGUUUACCUGGACACAAGCAGCAAAGCUAGCUAACGUUAACUGACAGAAUGGGCUUUUGGUUCGGUUUAAGCUAGUCGAACCGACCGCUAACGUAAGUUAGGAUGUUCGACGGUUGAAGAGUUGGUUAACGCAGCUGUAACGUUCCCAACUACCUUGAACUUACUUGAUUUUCAAUCGGACUUUUACCAAGUAAUUUCUUUUCAAAUCACAUCGGCUUUUUUUGUUCAACAUCAUGCCUUCGGGGACAGGUUCACACAGCCCGGCAGGCAUCGGUAAGAGUUUACCGGAGCGGGGACUGCUCCUGCUGAUGGUUUUGGUGUUUCUGGAGGGCUCCGUGCUACCUCUCGGAGCUGCCAGCUCUCCGGAUAUCAGCCAACAGGAAAAUGUGGACAACCACAAAGUGACGGACGAAGGGCAUAACUUCACUAAAAAACCUUUCCCUGUGCUCAGCCUCGACUACAAACACAUACAGGUCCCUUUUGAAAUCUCAUUAUGGGUGCUGCUUGCGUCUUUAAUGAAAUUAGGAUUCCACCUGGUUCCUCGUCUGUCCGGUAUUGUGCCAGAGAGCUGCCUGUUGAUUGCGGUGGGCCUGCUGGUGGGGGGGCUCAUCAAACUAGCUGGAGAAAAAGUCCCCCCGGUGCUGGACUCCAGAUUGUUCUUCCUCUGCCUUCUGCCGCCCAUCAUCCUGGAUGCUGGCUACUUCCUUCCCAUCCGUCCCUUCAUGGAGAACCUGGGCACGAUCCUGAUGUUUGCUGUUGUGGGGACCUUGUGGAAUGCCUUCUUCAUCGGGGGCCUUCUUUAUGCUGUGUGUCAGAUACAGCCAAACAAUCAAAAUGAUCUCCAUAAGCUAGAGCUCCUGCCUUGCCUGCUGUUUGCGUCCAUCAUCUCAGCUGUGGAUCCUGUUGCUGUCCUAGCUGUGUUCGAGGAGAUCCACAUCAAUGAACUGUUGCACAUCCUGGUGUUUGGCGAAUCACUGCUCAACGACGCUGUCACUGUGGUGUUAUACCACCUGUUUGAGGAGUAUGCAGGUGUUGGCACAGUGACGGUGAUGGAUGGUGUCCUGGGAGUCAUCUCCUUCCUGGUGGUUGCAGUGGGUGGCGUUCUAGUCGGAGCUAUCUAUGGGAUCCUGGCCGCCUUCACCUCACGAUUCACAUCCCACACGCGUGUCAUCGAGCCACUUUUUGUCUUUGUGUACAGCUACAUGGCCUACCUGUCAGCUGAGAUGUUCCACCUCUCUGGCAUCAUGGCGUUAAUAGCAUGUGGAGCAGUGAUGCGACCCUAUGUGGAGGCAAACAUAUCCCACAAGUCCCACACCACCAUCAAGUACUUCCUGAAAAUGUGGAGCAGCGUCAGCGAGACACUAAUCUUUAUCUUUCUGGGUGUGGCCACGGUGGACGGACCUCACGCCUGGAACUGGACCUUCGUCACCGUCACUGUCAUUCUGUGUCUGGUGGCACGGGUCAUAGGUGUGGUUGGUCUGACCUACGUGAUCAACAAGUUCCGCAUCGUCAAGCUGACCACCAAGGACCAGUUCAUUGUGGCCUACGGUGGCCUGCGAGGUGCCAUCGCCUUCUCCCUUGGCUUCCUGCUGAACAAGGAUCACUUUCCCAUGAGAGAGAUGUUCCUUACUGCCAUCAUCACGGUUAUCUUCUUCACUGUCUUUGUUCAGGGCAUGACCAUCAAACCCCUGGUGGAGCUGCUGGCUGUGAAGAAGAAACAGGAGGCCAAGCGCUCGAUUAAUGAGGAAAUCCACACCCAGUUCCUCGACCACCUACUCACUGGAAUUGAGGACAUUUGUGGACACUAUGGACACCACCACUGGAAGGACAAACUGAACCGCUUCAACAAAAAGUAUGUGAAGAAGUGCCUGAUUGCAGGCGAGCGCUCCAAGGAGCCACAGCUCAUUGCCUUCUACCAUAAGAUGGAGAUGAAACAGGCCAUUGAACUGGUGGAGAGUGGAGGGGGAGUCAAGCUGCCUUCUGCUGUGCCUUCUACUGUUUCCAUGCAGAACAUCCAGCCCAAGAAGCCUCCUCAUACCAAGCCUGCAGAGAGAGCUCUGUCCCAGCUGCCUAAAGGCCGAGAGGAGGAGAUCAGGAAGAUCCUCAGGAGUAACCUUCAGAGGACACGACAGAGGCUGCGCUCCUACAACAGACACACUCUGGUGGCUGAUCCAUAUGAGGAUGGCUUCGGUGACUUCCUUCUCAAGAAGCAAAAGAUGAUUGAGCUGGAGAAGAGGAUAAAAGACAUGAAUAACUACCUGACGGUGCCUGCUGCUCCUCCUGACUCCCCGACCAUGUGUAGAGCCAGACUGGCCUCAGGCACAGACACUGAUUUCAAACCUGCUCAGCAGCAGAAAGGCAACAAAAUCUGUUCAGACCCCCAAGCCUACAGCAUGAAGCCGCCAUCAGACAGCGUGCCGACCAUCCAGGUAGACCUGGCCUCUCCUCAGUCUCCAGACUCCGUCAACGUGAUGGAUGAGUUCAGACGGGCCAACCAGCAGGAGGAGGACCAGGGUCUGAUGAUGAAGCCUCCCUCGGGGCCGAGUGGAUCUAACAAGCCAGGCGAGGCGGACGGACCCAGAGAACAGCAGAAGCUGAUGAGGUGCUUGAGCGACCCCGGCCCCAGCGCAGACGAGGACGAGGAUGAACCCUUCCUGCCUUGAUGUGGCAGACUGGAUAUGGAGGGGUCAGACUGCAUGCCUGCCUUCACUGGUUAGAGGAGAGAGGGCUGCUUCACUGCUCUGCUCUAAAUAAUCUCUUUGGUUUAGAUACCAAAAAAGCCAAAACUGCUAAUGCUGUACAAACUAGAAAGAGAAAGCAAAAGUAGAUUGAGAAGGGAAAAAAAGAGCCAUUAGUUUGUUAUUGUCAUUGCUCUUUAUUUUUGUAGACAGGACUGAAACAGCAGUCACUGCUAUCUGAGAGGUGGUGGAGUUUAUGGUUAAUAGUCUGAGACAUUCAGGAAAGAACUAUGCAUUACCAAAGGUUUGGACUGUUUUAGUGUCAGACAAUGUCAUUUUUACUUGUCAGACUGUUUUUCUUUUUUCUUCUUGUCAUGUUUGUUCAUGGUUUUACUAAAUGUCUUUAAAGUUACGUUCUUUCAUGCUGGGCCUCAAGGACCUAAAUGUAAUCAACAAAGCAAACCGGUUCGGUUUUCACUUUCAAACAUAGCACUUGAGUUAAACGUGUGUGUUUUUAAUCCAAUAUCUCACUGAAACUUUGCUUUCAUUCUGUCACUUGAAAUUGCUGGAUAUUCCAUCAUUUAGAUACAAUAUUUGGCCUUAUUUUAUGUCAAACCUUUUCACAUGGUGCAUUUUUAUCUUUGUUUUAUUUUAAUUUCAGGGGUACCAACAUCUGUUUGCAAACUGAGUUUGUUCUGGUGUUAGUGGGAUGUAGGUUAAAAGCUGGGGUUAUUUAGUCACUGUGUAAAUGAACACACACAGUUCUUUAUAGUCGUGCUUACAGACCUGCGGCCUUGUUCUGUGGCUGGUUACGUGGACUUGAACAAUUCCUCAUUAUUGUAUAAAGACAGAUGUUUUGAUGUCAGUGAUCAUGCUCUUCUGAAGUGAAAUCACAUGUUGUCAUGUCACGUUUCUGUGUAGAUGUUUUAUGUUUUACCUCAAUUUUAGAACACCCUUUAAAACUCACUGAAGUAGGGGUCAAGUUGUUAAGAGUAGAUGUCUCUUAAUAAUGAUGUAAUGAACAAGUGCCCAUCUAACAGUCACCUUCACACUCCUCACCCUACGAGCUGAUUUUAAUAUAUCAGAUAAUAAUCAAUGCUCAUUUUCUUUUACAUGCUUAUUUGCAUUCUUCAAUUUUUUUACUGGCCUUUACAAGAAGCACUUGAGUCCUACAUCACUGUUGAGCUUAUUGCAGGACACGACAAGUGAAGGUUAGUUUGUACAGAAAUCCCUCUUAACCUUCUUGAAAUCUAAGACUGUAGGCAUGUCAUGGCAAAAAAAAAGUUAUUCUAUGCAGUAUAGAUGUGUAAAAUAUGUAAAUUAAGUAUAAUAUCCUAUAUUUAUGAAUACCCUUUAAAACUGAAGUCUUGUAAUCUUGUAAACAUGCAACACAUUGAGGCAAACCACAGCGAGAGUCAAAGCUAAAAUCAAACACGGGCAUUAAAAUAAACGGUCACAAAAACAGUUUGCACAUCUGAGCAAGACUGAAAAGUUAUCUGGAGGUACGAAAAUGUAGUCUUGUGUUUUGUUGAUAGUGUAAGCCAUUCUUUACUUUACUGUACAGUGUGUAUGAUAGCCAGUGUAAAAUACAUUGCACAUAUUUUUUACACUGCUGCUCGGUGAAUUGGAAUAUGACAUAAAACAUUUAUGUUGUUGAUAUGAUUUGCUGAUUCAUAUCCAUUUGAACAUCUUAAUGAAAUACUUACCAUGUUAUUAGUUUGUUUUACAGAACAGCAAAGUGCCACAGCCAAUAACAAUUAGAUUGUAAACCAACAAGUAUUCUUUCACCCAAGUCUGUUAUCAGUAUGAGUGUAGUUUCUCCAUACAGGCCAUCCAAAGAACUUACUGUGGAAAGUAAACAUUAGCAUUGAAACACAGUCCUUCUCUGAAGUAGGCUGAGUGAGUCACUGCUCCAGUUUUUUGGCUGUUUUCUAGGUGUUAGUGACCACUGAAUCCUCCCUGAUCCUCUUACAUUGAGAAGGCUCACCUUACAGCCAAGGUGAACGAGCAGAAGAACCUGACAGGCUUGUUCAUUUUCCUCAACUCUUCUUCUCUUAAGCAUCUCUAAAUGUCUUUCUAUGGUUACUGUAGCAAGGAUAAGAGGAUAUUUUGUCUGUGCACACAAGUAAAUCCAGGGGUGUAUGUGUAUGCAAAUAUGAGCAUACUUGCACCGUUGUCAAGUGUGUUUGUUCCUUUUUUGUUUUCCCCUGACACUUUUCCUGCUUCCCAAUUUCUAAAAGGAUAAUUGCAGCUGAGAGAUGGAAGGGUCAAACCUUAAAGCAUCUCAUUUCCUUGUCUCAACCAAAUUGAAUUUCCUGUCUGAAAUGUCUUGUGUGUGUGUGACGGACAGUCGGAGUGGAGAUGUGUGCUGAAAAUGUCAACAAGGACAGGGCCAAAGAGAAAAAGGCUGUUUAAUACCCAGAAUUGACAAGUGAAAUGACAUGCAGCACUUUUCUCCAUCCUCAAAUUCUCCUUUAAUCAUUGCUUAAAGGACAGUGAUAUUUACAUGCAGCAUUUAUGAGGUUUUAAAAUGGUUUAUAAACUGCAGCUACAGAAGCCCUGAGAACUACUUCUCUCAAUCUGUGAAUGGUCUCUUAAUGCAGUGCUGUUGGGACUAUUUCAGAGAUGCUCUAUGAUUUGGCUUUAAUUUAACAGCGGUUUGUUACUGUCUUUACACUUAACUGCUGUGCAGAGACUGCUAAGUAGGUUUCAGGAAGGUUGCAGCAAGUAAUGCAUUUCUUAACAUACUCCCACUUGUGAAAACAUGUAACUGUGUGAAUGCAAAGCAGGGUAUCUCUCAGAGAAUUUGCAUGAUGCUCUGCACAGAUGUUGUAUUUUUCAUAUCGAAACGGAUACAUGAGUCAACAGAAGUUGGUGAUGUGAUCAAAUAGAGGGAAACCAAAAACCUCCUGUUUAAAUGAAAACAAUCCUCAAAACAAGAGACAUCACAUCCCUGAUUACUUCACACUAUUCCAAAGACUUUUAAUUUAUCAAAAAGAAAAGAAACACUAUUUUCAUACUUUUCCUUUUCAUACCGAAUGCAUCUUUUUGGGCAAACAUUCUCACACUGCUUGGAGGGAAAUGUUUGGUGCAGAAAACCUUAAUCUGAAGCCAUACAGCCUAUAGAAGAACCUAUUUAAUUUUAUUCAAAUAUUAUAAUGUUAUAUACACAUCAUUUUUGCCUUCAUUUUGCUCGACGCAUAAAGCAAAUGAAAACCUUUACAAUUACAUCGCUUGUGUCUUCAAAUGAAUGCUUGCUGUUCUUAAUUUAAAAUUUACUACAGCGCUGAAUUGUUUUAAGUCGUGACAGUUUUCAUUGAAUGUGUUGGUCUGAAGUACAAUGUCAACACUGUUGCCUCACCAGCAUUUGCAGCUUUAAGUUUUUUCUAUUUGCUUCAUAACACUUGUGCGCUUUAUCUGUUUAACUGCUUUAUUGUAAGACUUUUUUUUUUUUUUUUUUUUUUUUUUUUUUUGCUUUACAGGUAUAUCAAAGUCCCUUGCUUUUAUUGUCAAGUGCUUACCAUCUCAUGUUUAACUUUAACCGCACUCCAGAGGCAUUUGUCAUCCAAACUUUGAAUUGUGGAGUUCAGGCUCGAGUAGAAAGAGGCUGAAUUUAUAGCUAUAAACUAUAAUCAGUAUGGCUUAUAAGCUUUAUGUUCAAAUUCAGUGCUGUUGUUGUUUCAAUGGGAAAAGUAAGGUGAAGGCAUCAAUUACAAUCAGCUACGUAUGCGGACAAGACUCUUUACCUUAAGGCCACACUGGGGCUUUUGCAUAUUUUGCAUGAUUUUUGUUUGUUGUUUUUCCCUGGUAUCCAGGCAGCCAUUAGUUUCUAGUCAUUCACUGGAGCAUAACAAAUCUUGUAAAGACUUCAUCUCUAUCGCCAUGAACAUCAGGUCAGCUUUUAGGUCUGUUACAUUGCAGAUUUACCAAACAGUUUUUGGGUUUCUGUAUUUGUUUCUCCUGUCCACACUGGCUGUAAAGAGAUCCCAACCUAAAGCAAUUUCAAUGUAAGUGAUGUGUGUGAAAAAGCAUUCUUAAGUUAAGCUGAAGAUAAUAAGUCUUUAGUAGUCUGAGUUUGUCAAACCAAGUCGGUGUCUUCCAAAGUUGAAGUCUUUUUAGUACAAAAUUCCCCCUUUGUGUUACUAUCCUUCUAGUGUUGCUCAGCAAGGAAACACUGUCCGAUUAAACACAAACAGGGAAUUAUGUACUAAAAAGACCAUAACAUUGGAAGAUACCCUCUUUAUUUUUUUUACUCUAAGACUGCUGAAGCCUCAUAUUAUCUUCUGUAGCGCACUGGAAUGCAUUUAUGUAUGUAAUGUGGACUGUGGAUUUUGUCCCCCACCACUUACAUUGAAAUUGCUUUAAGAAAGAUCUUCUAAGGGCCAGGAGGAACAAUUACAGCAACCAGUAUCAAUAUUUGUUUAAGAUUUUUGGACAACAUGUGAAUCUAUCUUUUAAAACUGCAGCACUAAAAUGAAUGGAAAUAAAUGUUUGCCAGAAAAGUAGUAAAACAGAAACAAAAUCCUAGACACUACAGUUAUCUUUGAAAAACUGUUAUCACUAAUUUGGUUACUACACGAUUUGAACUACAUGGGCUAAAAUAUGCAAAAACACUGGUACGUUCCUUUAAGUACUGUAAGAUCUGACCGGCCUAGCAGUGCAAGGCUUACUGUUACGUUGCGGAAUAACAUUAGCCAAAUACUGACCAAUUAUAAAGGCAGUAAGACGCAUACACGCACGUCAUCAACAUAAUGACCCUGCAGCGUCCUCCCUUGUUUACUUCAUCGCUCUCCAAUUUGCCUCAUUCGGCUCUUCUUGUACUCCACCAUUUUACACCAAGCACUUUAACAAAGAUGUAUCUUUAUCUCAAAACACUAAUGUUAGAGAGAGCAAUAAGUGGCUUUAAUAUAGUGUACACAUUGUGCAUGGUUAUCAGGUGACACAUCAUAGGGAAAAAGGAAUGUACUUUCUGAUGGGCCUUAUAAACAUGGAGCAGAGAAGCUGGGAUUUUAAAUCCUAGUGACUGCUGUGCUAUGUCUUGAUGACAGAGUGGAUUAUAUUUCCCUUUUAUUCAUAUUUUCUUUUUCUUCAUGGGUUUGUUGAAUUUAGGUGUCAGUCAAUUAUUUGCAGUUUGCAAAUUUAAACUUUGCAAUAAUUAAGUUUUUUUUAUUUUAUAUACACAUGAAUGGAAAUAUAUAUAUAUAUAUAUAUAUAAAAAAAUUAGAGUAUUAGAAAUGUAUUAUAAUGGUGUACAAAUCAGAAUCUGAAAGAUAACAAGUGUGCACUUUCUUCUUGAUUACUAUUUAGCUUUCAGCAUUCCAUUCCUGUAAUGACCAGUAAAACUAACAACCAGAAAUGAAACUAUGUCCGAUACUAUAUACCAAAUUAAAGUUUUACUUUAUAACAA
Molecule: messenger RNA, 8711 nt
Organism: Siniperca chuatsi (mandarin fish)
Lineage: Eukaryota; Metazoa; Chordata; Actinopteri; Centrarchiformes; Sinipercidae
Gene: slc9a1a
Product: solute carrier family 9 member A1a
Exons: 13
Coding region: 860-3289 (809 amino acids)
Biological process (GO): regulation of pH; proton transmembrane transport; sodium ion transport
Cellular component (GO): membrane
Molecular function (GO): sodium:proton antiporter activity
Source: RefSeq, a predicted model, not a curated record